GUCGAGCUGCCAGCUCUUCGUUUCGUAUCGUUUCGUCAUACUCAUACCUCCCUAUCUCAAUUACUCCAUCCCGAUCGAAUACGAAGUUUUAUAAUACCGCCAACCUAGCUAUGCAUUUCCCAACACUCCCCACCAUUCUGCAAACCACUUCUCUUGCAACUUCAACAACCCUCCUCGCUCUAUCGGCUGUUACAGUCUACCUUACCACAGACUACACAAGCUCGCUAGAUUAUAGAGUCCCAGCAGGGUCUUACAAAUGGGUUGGACGCCUUGGCUCACCUGAGCGCGGCGCGUACUGGGACGCCGUCGACUCUGGAAGUAAAGACUUCGACAUAGUGACACUAGAGUAUGUGAACAGUAACGAUAUCUGGAUUCUGACGAGUGGGUGUGUUGGUCUGGUUGCUGGUCUGAUGGGAUGGCUGGCUGUGUGGUGGAUGUCAAGGAAGGAGAAGCACUCAACAGCUCGUCCCUCUAGCUUUCCAUGGAUGCUUGUCUCUUCGAUCUUCUUCGGCACUGCGGCGCUCGCUAUGUCUCUCACGUCCACAAUCUUCACAUCACAAACUAAGGCCCGUCUGCAAGGCGCAACUUGCAUACCAAAUUCUGUUUAUACGCCUGCCAACAACUACUUCGUUUGCACACGCGAGCUAGCUGCUUGCGACCAACUAGAGAAUAUCUAUAUGGAGAAUAUGGAGUGGAGCGAGAGGAUGUGCAAAGAGGCAAGGGCGAGCAGAAUGAUUUUGGCACCAACUUUGGUUUGCGCAGUAGUCUUGAUCGUCGUGUGGGUUGCGCAGAUUGUUGUCAGCAGGAAGCGGGAUACUGCUGUCGCUGAUAUGAGAGUGCAGAGGCUUCAGCAGGAAGACAAGUGGGAGAAGUCGACGGUGUAUGAGCCCAUGAGGUAUGACAUGCGAGAGAAGGCGUGAGAUUUUGCGCGCUUGAGAUGUGGAUGUAACCUGUCGCUGGAACCAUUGUACGACUCGGAAGAUGCAAUUGACAGCGCACAUUUGGAUGGAAACGAGAGUGAUUCCGAGAACUGGUAAAGAAGAGAUGGAGAUAUAUCUCCGGUCAACACCACUGUAGCGACGCCUCAAUGUUUCGUAGCCUGUAAAUCUCAAGACUUCAAUCUGGGACCUGCAU
Molecule: messenger RNA, 1134 nt
Organism: Alternaria alternata
Lineage: Eukaryota; Fungi; Ascomycota; Dothideomycetes; Pleosporales; Pleosporaceae
Exons: 2
Coding region: 111-920 (269 amino acids)
Source: RefSeq, a predicted model, not a curated record